This is a messenger RNA of Pochonia chlamydosporia 170, 408 nucleotides long. RefSeq lists its product as hypothetical. The record is from RefSeq and is a predicted model, not a curated record. The coding region runs from base 1 to 408 and encodes 135 amino acids. The transcript has a single exon. Lineage: Eukaryota; Fungi; Ascomycota; Sordariomycetes; Hypocreales; Clavicipitaceae.
AUGGACUCGAGCAGGCAGCGGCCCACCAGAUUGGUCCAUGUGAGUGCUGUCCGGAGCAAAAAAUGCUGGGGCCAGCAACACCAGCACAAGCACAGCCUUGAAAGCCAAGUGAAAUCAGAUGACGGCGUGCGACAGACGGCAAAUGCUGGCCGGUCAAGUGCAGCAGCGUUGGCAGUAUUUGGUAAAUAUACACAAGCUGCGUCUGAUGGAACAGAGGAGAGGCAGGGACAGACACCGCGUGCAGGUGCGAAGUCGGUGGCAAACACCUCGAAGGGUCGGGAUGUAGGCCAGACCACAAUCUGUGGUCAUGACCGGACUGCUAGAUGGCCUAGACUUACCUUAAUGUCAACUAAAAUGGCAGAGUUCAGAGCUCUUGAUAAAGAAAUGCGGACCGGAAUUUUCUUUUAG